AUGGGCCGCAAACCAAAUCAACUCAUUCUCGAGUUCUUCGAGCGCGGCCAGAAAUUGGAAGACGCCAGCAAUCGAUACCAACAUACGUGCAAAGCGUGCGGCGAGAAAUUUCCGAAAGGACGAAUUGAUAGCCUCACAACUCAUCUCGUCAAGAAAUGUCCUGCAAUUGCUCUGCGAGACCGCCAGCGCGCUUUGUUGCAGCUGCACGAACUUCCCGAUUUCGCCGACGCACCCGAGAGUGCGAAAGAGGCGGCCAAGGAAAAUGGACAAAAAGGGAAAUCUGUUGAAUUGCCGUAUGCGCCCAGUCGGAAUUGGACCGCAUUGGAAACAUUGGCCGAGGUCUCGAGGCAGAUUGAUUUGUCCGAGAAGAAAGAUUCGCCAUCGCGCGAAUCAGACUCGGAAGCCAGGAAUGACAAGGAUAGCCACAACGAAAAAUCUCCGUCCGAAGAACGCUGGAGUCAGAGCCAACAGGGAUCAGUUUCUGGGCCUGCAAGCCAACAGGAACAUAAUUAUCCACCUCCUCCGGGAUCUAACGGCUCUAAUAGUGCGCUUCCACCUAUUCAAUUCUUUGGCAACAUUAUUUCAUCACCGUCACAACAAUCACCACACCUGCCUGGCCUUUCGCUGCCUGCAAGUGCCGAGGCCACUGCCGCACUGGCGGGUCAGCCUCACCCUUCGAAUCUGUCGCUAGCAAUGUCAGCGACCGAGGAAUUGCAAUCAAUGAUGCCCUCGGCUUCAAUGACCAUGGAGCCUGGUCUUGGCGUGUCAAAUGCCGGCAUCUCUGACAAGUUCUUUCAUCCGCAGACUCUGCGUGCAUCAUCAACGUGGCCCAUGGUUCAGCAGCCUGGAUCUGGCGAUUCGUUCUAUCUUGAUGGAUCUCGAGAUCCGGCUCUGCUGGAAGCCAUGGCGACCAGGGCGGCUACUUUCCCACGGCCGAUUGCUAUCAAUCCAAAUACCCCUCACAGGGAAUACACAUCGGAGUUCCAUGCAUCUUCGCGACCACCACGCCCCAAAGUUCGAGGCAGAUUCUCUGCGAGUAGACGGAAAGAGGUUCAGGAAGUUCGCAAGCGGGGUGCAUGUAUUCGCUGUAGGAUGUUGAAGAAGCCGUGUUCGGGCGAAAGCCCUUGCAGCACGUGUAUCAAUGUCGAGAGCGCUCGUUUGUGGAAGCAGCCUUGCAUACGGACGCGCAUAGCAGAUGAGCUCGAGCUAUACUCUGCAAGUCUGUACUAUACUAUUGCAUACCAUGAAGUAAAUGCGGCCAAGGGCAAGCGCAAAUACCAGCCUUAUCCCGGCCGGGUUGAGGCUACGCACUUUCUCGACAGUUCUCUUUUCGUGACGUUUAGUGCGCUCGAAAGCCCUGCUGAACUGCCGCAAUCAGAUGCCACUGGCGAUGCUCCUCAGUCGCAACAGCUUUUGCUAGACUGGGAAGCAGAUGAAUUGCAUCCGAAGCUCGAGCAAUAUCUGAAGAAAAUGGCACCCUACUUUUACGAGCGGGAAACUUCGGCAUUUAUGAAACCCACUCUGAACCUCGCCUCUGAACUUGCCACUCAAAAAAAUGAUACCCUCUUACCACGUGUUCUCGAACUCUGGACAGCAACGCACGUCAUUGUUGACGGAGAAAUAUCCUGGAAGACAUUUGCCAAUCCCAACCUUCCCCCAUCUACCUGCCCCACCGAAUUCCCAUCAUCACUACCCGCCAGCACAACGACAACAAACAAUGGCAGUUUUCCCAUUGAUGAGAACACAGACGCCGAGUCCUACUCCUUGCUCUGCUCACAACUGCGUUCAGGUGCAGAAAAGCGUGCUGUCCAACUUAGUAAGACGGCAAUGAACGAUCUCGAACGACGACUGUUACAAAGACAGCAGAGCGGCUGGUUUGAGACUUUUCUCGCCGCAAUCAUCCUCUUGAAUUGUGUUGAGCGAAUGAGUUGGUUGUUUCGCACCUGGGGAGACGACGUCCAGACUCAGGAUCAAGCAAAGUGGCCGCUUGACCGCAAACCACCGUACUACUACAGUCAAGGCGAACGAUUCGCAGACAUUUUACACAUGCUGCUCAAGAUGCGCGGGCUGCCACCGAAAACGCGUCUGCGGCAGGAAGAUGGCGUCAUCGCCGUCGUCGAAGGAGGGGAUGAAAUCGCGAGUCGGUACCUCGAGACGGUCAGGUUAUCUGGCAAAUAUCUCGAAGACCGUCAAUCGGCUGCAUUUGAUCUUCACGAUUCCCGGAGUCUUGAAUUAAAAUUAUGCGUAAAGCUAUUGCUGCCUAAUACCUGA
Molecule: messenger RNA, 2271 nt
Organism: Xylona heveae TC161
Lineage: Eukaryota; Fungi; Ascomycota; Xylonomycetes; Xylonales; Xylonaceae
Exons: 7
Coding region: 1-2271 (756 amino acids)
Biological process (GO): regulation of DNA-templated transcription
Molecular function (GO): zinc ion binding; DNA-binding transcription factor activity, RNA polymerase II-specific
Source: RefSeq, a predicted model, not a curated record